UUUACACGACGUCGUAUCGAGCGUCUUCUGACGGUGACACUGCCUCUCGGUGCAAAUUUCGUAAUAAACCCUCUAAAACCCUAGCCCGCUCGCCCAAUCCCAAAAUCCCGAAACCUCAAUCUCCCGGAAAUCAACCGCUUAAUCUCAGGAAUUGAACGGAUUUGAUCAAAUAUGCAGCACGACGAGGUGAUAUGGCAGGUCAUCAGGCACAAGCACUGCAGCUUCAUGUCCAAAAUCGAAACCGGGAUUUUCUGUAGAAACCCUUAUAACGUCACCGGGAUUUGUAAUCGGAGCUCUUGCCCUCUGGCCAAUAGUCGCUACGCCACCAUUCGCGACCACGAUGGAGUCUUCUAUCUUUAUAUGAAAACUAUAGAAAGAGCACAUAUGCCAAACAAAUUGUGGGAAAGAGUUAAGUUGCCCAGGAAUUAUGAGAAAGCACUUGAAAUCAUCGACAAACAUCUGAUGUAUUGGCCUAAGUUUCUUGUACAUAAAACAAAGCAACGGCUCACUAAAAUGACUCAGAUGCGGAUACGCAUGAGGAAGCUUGCUUUGAAAACAAGGGAGAAAAUAAUGACAACACCAAGGAAGGAAAUAAAGAGAGAAGCUAGAAGAGAGGAGAAGGCUGAAAAAGCUGCAGUCUUGGAUAAGAGCAUUGAGAAAGAACUAUUAGAACGCCUUAAGAAUGGAGUUUAUGGUGAUCUACAUAAAGAUAUAUAUAAUUACCCUUUUGAUAAAUACCAAAAAGUCCUUGAAGGGGAAGAACAGAAUACUGAAAGAGAAGAAGAAGAAGACUACGAGGAUGGUGAGAUAGAAUAUGUUGAAGGUUAUGACGAGCUUGAAGAGGAGGAUGAUAUUGAAGAUCUGGGUGGUCAUGCAAUGGACUAUUCUCAUGCAGAUGAUGAUAGUGUUGGAAUGGGUGUAGAGCCAGAAGCAGGUACUGGCAAGAGAGGGAGAAAGUCUCGAAAGUUUGAGAAAGAUGGAGCUGUUGCCAAAUCGAAGAAACCUAGGGUACUUGUUGAGGUGGAGUAUGAAGAUGGUCAGCAUAGACAAAAGGCAGUUCACUAAGAGCUUAUGCUUGUUUUGUUCAUUCGUUCUGUUAAGGACAUGGUCAGAAUUGUUUCUUCUUGUGAGGUUGGUUGUUGAUUUUCGAAAGCUUGCUGUGGAAAGAAGGAACUGGCUGUGGAUCUAGGAACAGUCCAAAGAUUUUGAAAUUAUGAAUUAUGUUUACAAGAGAAUUUUUUUUUUUUGUUAUUUGUAUUCUGAGAAAACCAAUGUUACCCACCGAGCUAAUUUGUCGAGUUGCAAGCAGGAGCCUACUCUACAUUUCCUUUUACGCAAAGAUCUAGUUGGAUUUAGCAGGCCAUUCCAUAUUGUAGUCAUUGGUUUUCUGAGUUGUAAACCUUUUCUUUCUUUAUAACAAUGAAAUACACUCAUUUGUUGCUACUAUUAAGAAUUUUCGGAUUUGGUUUU
Messenger RNA from Rosa chinensis, 1470 nucleotides. Its product is annotated as protein MAK16 homolog. Gene Ontology annotation, biological process: maturation of LSU-rRNA; maturation of 5.8S rRNA. Gene Ontology annotation, cellular component: nucleolus; preribosome, large subunit precursor. NCBI's taxonomy places the organism in Eukaryota, Viridiplantae, Streptophyta, Magnoliopsida, Rosales, Rosaceae. Bases 172 to 1065 code for a protein of 297 amino acids. The transcript is spliced from 9 exons. The record is from RefSeq and is a predicted model, not a curated record.